AUGCAAGAGUUAUUAGGCUUCAACAAAUCACGCGCGUCGGAGAAGAAGGUGGUAGCGCACACAGCUUCUCGCAAUGUUCUCCCUCUGCCACGAGCGGAAGCUCUAUGCAAUUGGUGCCGCUACGAUGAGCAGCAAUACGUUAUAACAUCGGCGGAAACUAGAAGGUCCGGACAGAUUUCGAAACCACUCAGUCGACUACAAGAAGGUGCCCAGAAAGACUGUUGGGUGUGCAAGGCCUUUCUCAAGGCAACCGCAUUGUGGCAAAAGGUGGAUCACGUCGAGUUCCAGCGUCUGCGUGCGAUCAACGUGCGAUUUGAUGCCGAACGUGUCACAAUAGGAGCCGGUUCCAAAUUGCCAAAGAUACAGCUAUUCAUCGCCAAAGGAUGCCCAAACGUCUUCAGAUUCAACCCAGAUUCCGAACUGCCGUCCCGCCCAUCCUCGGCACAGACCAUGAACUUCAUCGCUUACAAUCUCAAUUCAUGCCUUCACAGUCACAAAGCUUGUCAGAGAUACCAGACUCAGUUAGCUUCGAAGAUUCAUGGAAAUUGGCCAAGUCGCAUCUUGCAAAUCGACGCAAAAACCUGGACCAUCCGGCUUGUGAGAUUUGAUCCAGCGGCUCAUGCGAAGUAUGUAGCCUUGAGCUACUGCUGGGGUGAUCAAAAGGGCCAGCUCACCUCAAACAAGUCAACUCUUCCAAAACUCCGAGCUGGUAUCAGCGUGCAAAAGUUGCCUGCAACGUUGAGAGAUGCUGUCACCGUCACGGCCACCCUGGGCCUCAGGUACAUUUGGAUUGACUCGAUCUGCAUCAUACAAGAUGACAAGGACGACUGGAAACAGGAAGCGGGCAAAAUGAGUACCGUCUACGCUCAGUCCUUGGUCACCAUCAUUGCGAGCUCGGCCGACUCGUGCAGCGAAGGAUUCCUGGAAAAGGACCGGGCCUUCUCGACCGAGGUCAGCAGGGUCCGUGUGCAGCACCGAGAAGCAGAGGUGCGCGCGCGAGUCCUCUACGACUGGGGCCACCACCGGGGAGGCCCGCAGUCGGACGAGAGCGCCCGUCUGCGCUGGAUGGACCCCGUCGACUCUCGGGCCUGGACGUUGCAGGAGCGCGUGCUGUCGGGUCGGUACAUCAACUUCACCUCUGGAGAGGCCCAAUGGGGGUGCGUCUCCUGUAGAGCCUGCGAGUGUGGCCAGCCACUGUACGGCAAGCUGUACGAGACGCUGCCCGAUGCUGAAAAGUGGUUUCGCAUCGUGGAGGAGUACUGCACCCGUAAUAUGAAGUUCGCCACCGACAAGCUCGUAGCCAUUGCGGGCAUGGCGAGAGCCAUGGCAACGGUACUGCAAGAGAAGUGGUAUGUGGCCGGGCUCUGGUUGUCCCCUACAUGGACGCCUCUGACGCUGCAGUCCUUCAUGUGGAGGCGCAAGAUUGACUCACCUCUGACUGUGUUCUACAACGAAUAUAUUGGUCCCAGCUUCUCGUGGGCCUCCCACAGAGGAGAGCCUGUGCACACGGACAAAGCAUCAUUCUCUGGAUGCACAUUCCCGUCCAACAUUCUUAAUGUUGAUAUUCAACUCUCCACCACGGACUCAUUCGGGAGUGUCAAAGGUGCAUGUGUACGACUUCGCGGGCCCCUGAUCGCUGCCAAGCUGAAAUGGGACAGUACCACCAGAUAUGAGGAUAUGAAGGUCGGUAUCAAAAUUGGGCAAUCCGCUCAGAGCUAUUCAGGUGGAUGUCGAGUCGACGGCCUUCUUGAAUCAGUCAUGUUGAAGAAGGGUCAGCACGCUGUUAGGAGGCGAUGCGAAGGCAGCGUUGCUCAAGAUGUGAGCUUUGAGAAUGUCGAUGUCUAUCUGCUCCCAAUUCUCGUUCGCAAGCUGGAUUCCAUGUCUGGCCAAAAGCCGCAGACCUAUGCGGCUGGACAAGGCAGUCCAACACGCCAAGCCGAGUGCAUACUCCUUGCACGGUCACUACAAUUCCCCGGCUUUGAACGUCUCGGAGUAUACACAAUAUCUCAGUGGGACAAGUAUAGCAGUACCCCGUGUGUAGAACUCAGUAUGUAUUAG
Molecule: messenger RNA, 2058 nt
Organism: Pestalotiopsis fici W106-1
Lineage: Eukaryota; Fungi; Ascomycota; Sordariomycetes; Amphisphaeriales; Sporocadaceae
Exons: 3
Coding region: 1-2058 (685 amino acids)
Source: RefSeq, a predicted model, not a curated record